This is a messenger RNA of Peromyscus eremicus (cactus mouse), 4221 nucleotides long. It is a transcript of the gene Hcfc2, whose product is annotated as host cell factor C2. Bases 30 to 2186 code for a protein of 718 amino acids. Gene Ontology annotation, cellular component: histone methyltransferase complex. NCBI's taxonomy places the organism in Eukaryota, Metazoa, Chordata, Mammalia, Rodentia, Cricetidae. The record is from RefSeq and is a predicted model, not a curated record. The transcript is spliced from 15 exons. Gene Ontology annotation, molecular function: protein binding; transcription coactivator activity. Gene Ontology annotation, biological process: chromatin remodeling; regulation of DNA-templated transcription.
UUGUGGGCCGAGGGGCGGGGGUUGGGAAGAUGGCGGCUCCCAGCCUCCUCAACUGGAGGCGGGUUUCCUCCUUCACAGGGCCGGUGCCCCGCGCCCGGCACGGACACCGAGCCGUGGCCAUCCGGGAGCUGAUGAUCAUCUUCGGCGGGGGCAACGAGGGCAUCGCGGACGAGCUGCACGUCUACAACACCGUUACAAAUCAGUGGUUCCUACCAGCUGUUAGAGGAGACAUCCCUCCAGGUUGUGCAGCCCAUGGAUUUGUCUGUGAUGGUACUAGAAUACUAGUGUUUGGGGGAAUGGUUGAAUAUGGAAGAUACAGCAAUGAGUUAUAUGAGUUGCAAGCAAGCCGUUGGCUAUGGAAAAAAGUGAAACCCCAGCCUCCUCCUUCGGGUUUACCGCCUUGUCCUCGGCUUGGACAUAGUUUCUCUUUGUAUGGUAACAAGUGCUAUUUGUUUGGUGGUCUGGCAAAUGAAAGUGAAGACUCAAAUAAUAAUGUUCCCAGGUAUUUGAAUGAUUUCUAUGAGUUGGAACUACAGCAUGGUUCUGGUGUCGUGGGCUGGAGCAUCCCAGCCACCAAAGGCAUUGUACCUUCUCCGAGAGAGUCCCAUACUGCGAUUAUAUAUUGUAAAAAAGACUCUGGGCGUCCUAGGAUGUAUGUUUUUGGUGGAAUGUGCGGUGCUCGCCUGGAUGACCUAUGGCAGCUUGAUUUAGAAACUAUGUCAUGGUCACAACCAGAAACAAAGGGGACUGUACCACUUCCACGAAGCCUCCAUACAGCCAGUGUCAUUGGAAACAAGAUGUACAUUUUUGGUGGAUGGGUUCCACACAAGGGGGAAAAUACUGAGAAUUCACCUCAUGAUUGUGAAUGGAGAUGUACCAGCUCAUUUUCUUACCUAAAUCUAGAUACAGCAGAGUGGACAACUCUAGUAUCAGAUUCUCAAGAAGAUAAAAAAAAUUCAAGGCCCAGACCAAGAGCUGGACACUGCGCUGUUGCAAUCGGAACUCGAUUAUAUUUUUGGAGUGGAAGAGAUGGCUACAAAAAAGCACUUAAUAGUCAAGUUUGCUGCAAGGAUCUUUGGUAUCUUGAUACUGAGAAACCGCCAGCACCAUCACAAGUCCAGUUGAUCAAAGCUACUACCAACUCUUUCCAUGUCAAGUGGGACGAAGUGCCGACGGUUGAGGGCUAUCUUUUGCAAUUGAAUACUGACUUGCCAUACCAAGCUGCAUCACCUGAUUCUUCAGCAGCACCAAAUAUGCUAGGAGGCAGGAUGGACCCUCACAGACAAGGCAGUAAUAGCAUCCUUCAUAACAGUGUUAGUGAUACAGUAAACAGUGCAAAAACUGAACACACAGCCAUGAAGGGAACUGCAGUGAGAAACAAACCAGAUUUCAGAGCAACAGAUUCUAAUGCUGCUUUACAUUCACCUUUGGCGCCUAAUGCUUCUAAUAAUAACAGUUGUGUGACGGAUAUGCUAUGGAAGAAUGAAGUUGAUGAAAUAUGUGCUCUGCCUGCAACUAAGAUCAGCCGUGUAGAGGUGCAUGCUUCAGCAACGCCCUUUUCUAAAGAGACACCUUCAAAUCCAGUGGCCGUUUUGAAAACAGAACAACAAUGGUGUGAUGUGGGAAUUUUUAAAAACAAUACUGCUUUGGUGAGCCAGUUUUAUUUGCUACCAAAAGGAAAACAAAGUAUGUCAAAGGUAGGAAAUGCAGAUGUACCUGACUACAGUUUACUUAAGAAACAGGAUCUUGUUCCAGGAACAGUAUAUAAAUUCAGAGUUGCUGCAAUCAAUGGUUGUGGAAUAGGCCCUUUCAGCAAAAUCAGUGAAUUUAAAACGUGUAUCCCUGGUUUUCCUGGAGCUCCUUCCACAGUCCGUAUCUCCAAGAAUGUCGAAGGGAUCCACCUUUCCUGGGAGCCUCCAACUUCACCUUCUGGGAAUAUUUUGGAAUACUCAGCCUACUUGGCUAUCCGCACAGCACAGGUGCAGGAUAAUCCAAGCCAGCUUGUGUUCAUGAGGAUCUACUGUGGUCUUAAAACCUCAUGCAUUGUGACUUCUGGGCAGCUUGCAAAUGCGCAUAUUGAUUACACAUCCAGACCUGCCAUUGUAUUCAGGAUAUCAGCAAAGAACGAAAAGGGCUAUGGACCAGCCACCCAAGUUCGAUGGCUUCAAGAUCCAAAUAAAAAAUAGAAAGAAGCAAAGACUGAAAAUUAGUAUAUGGAUUCUUCCUUACCCAUAUAACUACUUAUAAAGAAAACAAGAGCAAAACAAAGACAGAAGCUGUAAGGUGUAUUGCCCCUUCUCUUUUGUAAAGGCCUCGUAACUCAGUCAUCUGCAGCCACUGAGAUGAGUCCAGUAACUGGCUGGUGUACGCCUUGCUGUGGUGAAAGUGUUCCACGUUGUAAAUGCCCUCCUGAGUAUCCUCCUGCCUUUAUCCCAUGAGCAGUGCUCUUCUACCAACUCUUUCCAGUGCAUAGGAUUUAUGAUACCUAAACUUACUCCUUUAUUUAUAGUUACCACAAGCCUAAGAAGUUUAAAAGAAAAAAAAAAAGGCAAGUGCAGGAACUCUGUCUUGUUUUUUUUCCCCCCUGAGAAUCCUAGCAAAUAGAAAAAGGAUAGUGGAUAGUCUUGAUUGGUAUAUGACCAAUAUAUCUGACUAUAUCUUUAGCUGAAGCACUUAAUCUAUCUGGCCCUUAAUUUCUUCACCAGCAGGUGAGAGAGUUAGACGAGUUUUCGUGACGGUCCCUUUCAGCUCUGGUGUUUUGUAUUCUCCUUACAGUCAGGUGUGUCCCUGAACGCUGUCCUUUGUAGAGGUCUUCCUCACUCUAACUGUGCUUUUCCUUGACUUCAUUAAAAAUCAAGGCGUGUGUCCUCCUCCUGACGAAAGAAGUAAGCACCUUAACAGGACACAGGUUUUUAAAUAGUGUUUUAAACAUUUGUAAGAUUUUUGUAAAUGCUCUAGAUGUUUUAUUUUUGCAUUAUUUUUACCUCAAAAUUGUAUAAGCUUUUGUAUACCAGAAAUAAAAAGCACUAGACAGCCAGUUCAGGCUCCUUACCACCUUAGAGAUGCAGAUAAUUCCAUGACCAUUUGGCUGCAGGUAACUUCCUUUACACCUUCUGAAGUCUCUUAGUUUGGCCGCCUAGUCCGUUUGGAAAUGAGUAUGUACAGGCAGUAGCUGCAGAAAAGACGUUUCCGGCUGCGAGCUGCCGUGACUGCAGGAGCACAAGCCUGGCUGCUUCUGCCACACGGUCUCAGUGCCAGUUAAGGUGAUGAGUAGCUGCACCCUCCAACUUUACAUAAAAUAUGCCCAGUGAAGAGGAAUCUAAUUGUGAAGAAUUGAUAUAUAUGCCAGUUACUAACUUAAAGUGUAUAGAAUAUUUUAAUAUAUAAUUUUUGUAAAGACUGGGAUUUUAUACUACAGUAUUUGUAAUUAAUGCGUCUCACUAAUUAAAUUUCUCUUGAAGAAAAUAUGCAAACUAUUAGACACAUGAGUGGUUUCUGAACUCUAAAGAUAAAAAAUAAAUGCACUACUCUGGUGUUAUUAGAAUACCUUUUUUGGGUACAUGAGUCCUUAAUCAUUAAAUGGGUACUUUCCAAGCAGUGUUUACAAGGAGCACCUCUGGUUGGUUAUUCCAGCAGCUCCCGUGGGGAGAGCUUCACUCUGCCUUCAUUUAAUUUAUGUGCUUUGCUUUGGGCAGUGCUUGCUUUUUGCACUAGGAGACUUUGAACUUACCUCAUUAUUAUGUUUGUAAUCAUUUGUGUAGCUUCCAUGAUGUGUCUGAUAAAGCUAAACAUGUCUUAACCAAAGUUAUGUGGUAUGCAGAUUUGCACAUACUGAGUGGUAGGCUUUGUUGUAUGUGUGUGCUCAGCUUAGAAUAGCCAGUUACAGGAAGUGUAUGUUUCAAGCCCAGUUACUUUCUUAGAAAACUUCUGACUUUCAGUCCCUAUUCUCUGCAUCAGUUAACAGUUUACAUCUUGAAACAUUUAUCUUUCUGUUGAGGAAUAAGUUGAUGUAUAGCAGACUAGAAUGUUGGUUUUGUGUGUGUACUUUUUUUGUCUAUUUAGUAUGUGAUUUAGUUUAUUUUGCUUAAAGGCAUCUUCUAUUCUAGACCAGGAGACAGAUAUGAGCCCAUGGUUCUAACAUACGAUUUGCUUCUUUGACAAAAGGGUAGCCUUUCUAUAUCAAGUGAUUUGUUAAAAUAAUAAAUCUUUUUACCUUGCAAA